GGGACACACUGUGAGGGUGAGGCUUCUCCGGUCCACGGCUGCGGCCUCUACACACCCACGGCGGCCACAUCUACGUGCACAGCUACCGAUGCGCGUCCAGUGACUGGGACAGCGAGGCCCGCGAGCGCGCGGCGGGGGCGGCGGCAGACGCCUGGCCACCGUGACCCCGAUUGUGGAUUUACCGCUCGGGGGGUGGGGGGAGCCUGGAUUUAACUGGCGACUAUUUUGGGGGACGCCGGACGCCAUGUUGUGGAAAUUAACAGAUAAUGUCAAGUAUGAAGAGGAUUGCGAGGAUCGCCACGACUCGAGCAGUAAUGGCAACCCUCGCAUCCCUCACCUCUCCUCUGCCGGACAGCAUCUCUACAGUCCCGCGCCGCCUCUCUCGCACACCGGGGUUGCAGAGUACCAGCCGCCUCCUUACUUCCCGCCGCCCUACCAGCAACUGGCGUACUCGCAGUCCGCCGACCACUACUCGCAUCUGGGAGAGGCUUACGCUGCCGCCAUCAACCCUUUACACCAGCCCGCGGCCACCGGCAGCCAGCAACAGGCCUGGCCCGGUCGACAGAGUCAGGAGGGCUCUAGCCUGGCCUCGCACCACAGCCGCUCUGCAGGUCUCCUACCCCAUAUUUCAGGGCUGGAGGGGGGCUCGGUGAGUGCCCGGCGGGAAGCCUACCGCCGUUCCGAUCUGCUGCUGCCUCACGCACACGCCCUGGAAGCCGGUCUGGCUGAGAACCUGGGGCUGCACGAGAUGGCUCACCCCAUAGAGGAGGUGCAGAAUGUGGACGACCCGCACCUGCUUCUACACGAUCAGACUGUCAUUCGCAAAGGACCCAUUUCAAUGACCAAGAACCCUUUGGGUCUCCCCUGCCAGAAGGACCUGGUAGGAGCCGUCAUGAACCCCAGCGAGGUCUUCUGCUCUGUCCCUGGAAGACUGUCUCUGCUUAGCUCUACAUCUAAGUACAAAGUAACAGUGGCUGAGGUACAGAGGCGACUGUCACCACCGGAAUGCCUAAAUGCCUCACUCCUGGGAGGCGUGCUCAGAAGAGCAAAAUCCAAAAAUGGAGGCCGGUCCUUGAGGGAGAAGUUGGACAAGAUCGGGUUGAACCUUCCAGCGGGGAGACGGAAAGCUGCCCACGUCACUCUCCUCACGUCCCUUGUGGAAGGUGAAGCCGUCCACCUAGCUCGGGACUUUGCCUAUGUCUGCGAAGCGGAGUUCCCCAGCAAAGCAGUGGCUGACUAUUUAACGAGACCGCAUCUUGGGGGACGGAAUGAGAUGGCCGCUAGGAAGAAUAUGUUGUUGGCUGCACAGCAAGUGUGCAAGGAAUUCACUGACCUCCUCCAUCAAGAUCGAACACCCAACGGGAACAGCAGGCCCACCCCGGUCUUGGAGACGAACAUACAAAACUGUUUGUCUCAUUUCAGCCUGAUAACUCAUGGCUUUGGCAGCCAGGCCAUCUGCGCGGCGGUCUCCGCAGUGCAGAAUUACAUCAAGGAGGCCCUCAUCUCCAUCGACAAGUCCUACAUGAACCCGGGAGACCAGAGUCCAGCCGACUCCAACAAGACAAUGGAGAAAAUGGAAAAGCACCGGAAGUAAAGUGGGUGUGCGGAGGCCAGAGAGCGGAAGUAGAGGACCCAAGUCCCUUCCACUGGGGCAGCCUGGGAAGCAAGCGUCCAGCCCGUGGACGAUGCGGUUACCAGCUGCCUCAUUCUGGACCUGCCCUUUUGGAGUCUGUGACUUUUCCAUUUAACCCUGGACAUGCUACCCCGAAGCCACUUGGUUUGGUUCUUUUAUUCAUUAAACAUUUGUGUUUUUUUGGAAAUCCGUUCCCUCUCUGAAAGGUGCUAUGAGUUUUAGAACCCCUUUGUAAGAACUCCCUGGGCCGACAAGAAACUCCUCGCUUAGCUGCUGACAAAGCAGGUGCAUGGGAGUCUGAUAAAGGGAUUGGUCAAUCAUAACGUAUUUCUUUUUCAGUGUUAAUGGCUGGCUCUUAUGUCCACUAAAAUAUUUAUCUAAAAAAAAUUAGUAUUUAUCUAGCUUUCCCCACCUCAGCGAUCACACCUUCUGGUAGGGGGGCAAAGGGCAGAUGUUUUACCAGUGGUAUGUGACAGGCUUCCAGCCCCUCAUUCAAUAAAAAGGGUCCCCUGUUUUUAAGGAACUUUAAAGCAAAGCCUACUGUUUGUUUCGUGUUUCUUUCCUCUUUUAAAAAAAUACUGAAAGUUUAAAAUUCUUUAGAUAGUAGAAUUUUUUUUUUAAAUGAUCUGUUCCUUUAAGGUAUAGAAGCUUUAUUUGCAUAUUUAUUUCAUAUCUUGAUUCUUUUUUUCCACGUAAACUUGAAGGGGGUAGACACACAAUGGCUCCUGUCAUCCCAGAGGAGGCUCCGUGUUGAGAAACUGUUGAGUGUACAGAUUUUAUUUAUGCAUAAUUUAAUGGGAUCUGUAAAUACUUCUUACGGCUUUUUUGAGAAAUGGGAUUCGAUUUUAAUAUUAACUUUUAAUGGUGACGGGUCACGUAGCCCCUCUAGAUUUUAUGCGAACGCACACAGGGUAUUGAACUCAAGAUGAAGCUGGGCUUUUCUCUUGGCUGGUCAAGUAUUAUUUAAUUGGAGCUGUUUAGGAAGAAAUCCACAUCUUGUUCCUGUGGGCUGAACCAGAAGAGUGUAGAGUUUAGUUUGUGUGGGUGACGUGCAGAUUGGGAUUGAUCCUCCAUGCCUGACCGUGCUCCUUAAAUAACUGUUGUGUGUAUGAUACCUGUAUAAUAAAAAUAUUCUCGAUAGACUCUCU
This is a messenger RNA of Arvicanthis niloticus (Nile rat), 2781 nucleotides long. It is a transcript of the gene Tfap2c, whose product is annotated as transcription factor AP-2 gamma. The record is from RefSeq and is a predicted model, not a curated record. Lineage: Eukaryota; Metazoa; Chordata; Mammalia; Rodentia; Muridae. Gene Ontology annotation, molecular function: DNA-binding transcription factor activity, RNA polymerase II-specific; RNA polymerase II transcription regulatory region sequence-specific DNA binding. Gene Ontology annotation, cellular component: nucleus. Gene Ontology annotation, biological process: anatomical structure development; regulation of transcription by RNA polymerase II; regulation of cell population proliferation.